Scleropages formosus (Asian bonytongue) is the source of this 2542-nucleotide messenger RNA. RefSeq names its product transmembrane protein 129, E3 ubiquitin protein ligase (gene tmem129). Gene Ontology annotation, cellular component: endoplasmic reticulum; membrane. Gene Ontology annotation, biological process: protein ubiquitination. The record is from RefSeq and is a predicted model, not a curated record. Bases 23 to 1111 code for a protein of 362 amino acids. Gene Ontology annotation, molecular function: ubiquitin protein ligase activity. The transcript is spliced from 4 exons. NCBI's taxonomy places the organism in Eukaryota, Metazoa, Chordata, Actinopteri, Osteoglossiformes, Osteoglossidae.
CGUCAUCAGGAGCCGCACAAACAUGGACAGUCCAGAAGUUACCUUCACUUUGGCUUAUAUCGUCUUCGUGUUUUGUUUUGUUUUCACGCCGAACGAGUUCCAGUCGGCGGGCCUUACGGUUCAGAAUAUAUUUUCGGCAUGGCUCGGCAGCGAAGACCUCACUUUCGUCCAGUAUCACAUCAAGAGGACGAGUGUAACUCUUCUCGUUCACUCGGCGUUGCCUUUGGGUUACUACGCAGGAAUGUGCGUCGCGGCGCCAGAGAAGUACCUGGGCUCCAGCCACAACGCCAGCGUGGCGUGGCACUCGUACCUGGCCCUGUCGCUCGCCCUCCCGCUGCUCAGCUGGCUGCUCGUGCUACACUGGUCACGGAGCGGCUGGGCGAAGCACCCCAUCGCCAAGAAGCUCGCCUCCCACGCCUUACCGCGGUCCAGCUGGCGAGCCGUGGCAUCUUCCAUCAACACGGAGUUCCGCCGGAUCGACAAGUUCGCCACCGGCGCCAGCGGAGCCCGGGUCAUCGUCACGGACACCUGGGUCAUGAAAGUCACCACCUACUUCCUACACGUGGCUCAGCAGCAGGACGUCCACCUGACGGUGGUGGACUCCAAGCAGCAUGAGCUGAGUCCCGACUCCAAUGCGCCGGUGCAGAUCCUCACCAUCUCAGUGGCCAGUGUGAACCCGCACGUCCAUCCCUUUGACAUCAGGCUGAAUUCCACGGAAUACGGGGAGCUGCGAGAAAAGCUGCACGCGCCGAUCCGAAACGCCGCCAACGUCGUUAUUCAUCAGACCCUGAGCGACUUGUUCCUGGAGACAUUCAAAUCCCACGUGGAGACAAACCAGCCCUACCUACUGCCCAGUGGGCAAGAGCUGGAGCCCUGCAUCGGCUGCAUGCAGGUGAACGCCAACACGAAGCUGGUGAAGCUGUGCCAGGCGGAAGCCGAGGGCGAGUGUCAGCAGUGUUACUGCCGCCCCAUGUGGUGCCUCACCUGCAUGGGCAAGUGGUUCGCGAGCCGCCAGGACCAGCAGCGACCCGACACCUGGCUGGCCAGCAGCGUCCCCUGUCCCACCUGCAGGGCCAAGUUCUGCAUCCUGGAUGUGUGUGUGGUGCGCUGAGCUCGGCCUGCCAAACACAGACUGACCGACGUCACCCCCUCCCUUCCUCGUGCAAACAGAAGAUGUGAAGUGUAGAUGUUCACUACGGUACGAGGGCGGGGCUCAACUCCAGAGAGAUAAAGAGGAGCCAUUGACAUAUUGUUGUACAACUGGGUUCUUAUCCCUUACCCCUACACUUGAGCUUUGUGUUUACGCCGUGCGUCCUUCCCCAAAGUAAUCAAUGAACCUCAUCCCACUGCCCCUGGGGAGGCGCAGAAGCCCUGCUGUGCAGUGCUUGCACACCCCCCCCCACACACACGGGUGAAGGGAUUGCUCAGAGUAUCCUUUGGUAAAAGAUGACUUAUUUACAGCAGAUAUGUUUUUGUUUUCUAACCUAUACCUUUAGUGACUGCUGUGAUUUUUAUUGGGAGUGUAAGUAAGGUAAAUGCAACUUUGAGCUUUUCCCAGCAAAUUGCCUGUGGCCUUAUUAUUCUGUCACUGGCUUGAUCCUUUGCUCAAAGUCACUUCCCUGGUCAGCGCUGGCACUGUACAGAUGGACAGUAAAGGGUCCCAAUCAAACUAUAUUUGUAGUAGUUUAAGCAGCACAGUGUACACUGAAAAGCAGGGGCCACCCCAGUGCUGUGGGUGUGAGGAGGGACACGCCUCCCCCAUUGCUGGACAGUUCUCUGAGAAGUGCAGUAAAACCCCCUCUGUAUUUAUCUCACCAGUUAUAUUAUUUCCUGAAUAUACAUGGUGGAUUAUUUAGCAAAGUCCUGAUUUAAUGUGGCCAAGCUAAAGUAUGGAAGAACUUUUAAUACCUGCGUAAAUCUAUAAGUAUACUAAAUUGGAUAAGGAUUUUGAAUUAUGAUUUUAAUCCAAAUUCAUUUUACCCUUGCAUCCUAUUUGAAUAUAGUACAUUUGAUUCAUUAUGUGAUAGUGCCCCUGCAGCUGUCUCUUCCUCUUUGCACAUGGGGGUCUGAUGAGCACCUGACACUAUGACCUGUACCCACUUAUUGAAAUACAUACAGAUUAAGGAUUGCAGGGGAAAAUCAAGUGCCAAGCUUACCUGUGGUGAAUUUCCUACUUUGAGGUACAGUAAUAACUGAAGCUUUAUAAACAUACUUGAGCAGAACAGCCUCAGUCCAUUAUUUUAGUUUAUAUUACAGAUGCUCUCAUUCUGGGGAAUCAGUAGCACAGGUAGUUUAUCAAUUACUCAUAUCUUUAGCAUUUAGUUGGAAAAUGUGCUCCACCCAGUGAACUUGAUACCCAUUUAUACACAUAAGCCUCCCAAACACCACAUCUGUGACAAAUUAGAACCCUCCCCCACCCACAUUACCAUGGAAACUUCCCUUUAAAGGGUCUCCAAACAAAGAUUAAAGCAAGAUCAAGUCCACCUAUUAACUUCCAAUGCUAACUUAAACAUCCCAGUGAUUUAUAUCAAAACUUCUCAUA